Messenger RNA from Anopheles moucheti, 3063 nucleotides. It is a transcript of the gene Csgalnact, whose product is annotated as chondroitin sulfate N-acetylgalactosaminyltransferase 1. NCBI's taxonomy places the organism in Eukaryota, Metazoa, Arthropoda, Insecta, Diptera, Culicidae. The record is from RefSeq and is a predicted model, not a curated record. Gene Ontology annotation, molecular function: glucuronosyl-N-acetylgalactosaminyl-proteoglycan 4-beta-N-acetylgalactosaminyltransferase activity. The transcript has 5 exons. Gene Ontology annotation, cellular component: Golgi cisterna membrane. The coding region runs from base 519 to 2513 and encodes 664 amino acids.
CCUUCGUGUGUGUGAAUGUGUUCGAAGCCUGUAUUUUGAAAGCUGUAAAAUAUAUUGAUUGAAUAUCUUCGCUUCUGCUCUCCGAUUUUCCUGUUUUUCUACCAAAGAAACAUAUUUCCAUGCGCGGUGUUUGGUGAGAAAGCAGAGAAAGCAAGAGAGAUGAAAUGAAUGAUGCAAAGUAAUAGUGUGUGUGUUUUUUAUAUAAGUUUGCUUACAACGUUUAACACGGUCCUGUUGUAGAAAAGACAAACAUCGCUAAUUUUAACUUUUUCUAGUUAUGCGCAAGAAGCUAAUACCAGAACAAGUGAACCAGAUUGUAGUGCAAAGAAUCCUGGAUUCCAUCAUGGUCCAAAACGAAUAGCUGCCGAUGAGAAAUCAUCCUCCUAAGACUACCGAAAACUGGAUUUAGCCAGCCGACCAAAACAAAUUAGUACAGACUUAACAAUUAUAAGCCGCAAUAUAAUGUUAUAGCGAAUCUACUUCCAAUGUUUGACGGAUUGCUCACGUGACUUGUAAGAAUGGUACGCUUGGUGGGAUCGAAGCUGCUAGCCAGGCUAUUACUUCUGAUAUCGUCCGUCACGUUGAUAUCGCUGAUGGUAUUAACACGCUGUGGAUUAGGCGGACUAAUAGUUAAAGAAAAUGGAUCAAUCAUCAGUGAUUCUGGCAAUGGGGCAGAAAGUGAUGCUGAGGUCAAAUAUGUUGGUGAACGGAAGCCUCCAUUGGCACUCGAAUAUGUUCAGCAACAAAGCCACUACCAAUCCGAUGCUGAACAACAGCAGAACGGUUAUUUACAAAUGUUGCAACAGCGCGAGGAAGAAAAUCUCAAAGAGGUAGCGAAAUUGACCGCUGAAAUAAAAGCUUUAAAACUCCAAAUCUUACAGUUGAAAAAUAGGUUAAACAGUGCUGGUAUAGGUAUGCUGCAGGCAAGUGUAGCGGAUGGAACAUCCUACAGUUCUACAGUAAAUGAUAGUAGCUCAAUGCUAGCUAAUGCUCCCCAACCGCCACAAAUGUUGCAUGAUUGUACUGCAUUCAUAAGACGGCAGGUAGGAUCGGCCGAGAUAUUGCACGGUUUGCCGCUAAACAACGAGUAUGAGCUAAUCCCGUUCAAUCACUUCACCUUCAGUCGGGUCUAUCCGAUCGAACUUGGACUCGGAAAGCGAGUUGUCGAAAAACCAAUUGGCUACAAAAGAAAGGAUCUUUUGAGCGCUCUAAACAAGGGAUUGGAGACCCUCAAUCGGAACAUUUCCGCAGCAACUCUGCGCUACACGUUGGAUGAUUUCAUUGAGGGCAUAUACCGUAACGAGCCCACAACCGGCACACAGUAUGAGCUGUAUUUUCGUACGAAGGAAUUCCAGAAUCGAACUCAACAGCAACAGCAAGUGACACCACAUCAUGAAUCACACACGCACGGUACCACGAAGCUGAUCAUCAUGCGACCGUUUGCUUCAUUGCAGACAGUUCAGUUGGAAGCUUAUCCCAAGCAACACGAAAAAGAAAUUAUUUACAUCAUCCUUCCGCUCUCCGGCCGCAUCAAUACGUUCCAAAGCUUCAUGGAGAAAUAUGUGAAGAUAGCUCUCAAGCAUGAUAGACGUGUGCAUCUAACCGUCGUCUAUUUCGGUGAGGAAGGACUAGCGGAGGCGCGAACGAUUAUGACCCGAGUAAUUGGAUUGAAGAACAGUGGAGCUACUAAUUCCAACUUGAAGCUGCUCGCACUGAAUGAGACGUUUUCCCGAGCAAAAGCGUUACGAGUGGGUGCGGAAAACGUAUGGAACUCACAGGCAGGAAAGAACAGCGACAUACUGCUGUUCAUGUGCGAUGUCGAUAUCGUAUUUAGUGCUAAAUUCCUAGAUAGAUGUAGAUGGAACACCAAACCAAACAAAAAGGUAUAUUAUCCAGUGGUCUUCAGUCUAUACAAUCCACAUGUCGUCUAUACACUGCAGGGCAAAGAUGUGCCCCCGGAAACGGAUCAGUUGGUCAUCUCGAAGGAUUCCGGGUUUUGGCGAGAUUUUGGGUACGGCAUGACCUGUCAAUAUCGCUCCGACUUUUUACGAGUGCGUGGCUUUGACGAGGAGAUCAUCGGUUGGGGCGGAGAAGAUGUAAUGCUCUAUCGCAAGUACGUUCGAUCUCAUAUCAAGGUAAUACGGGCUACCGAUCCGGGAGUUUUCCACAUCUGGCAUCCAAAAGUGUGCACCGGACCGAUUAUGUCCCUAUCCGCAAAUCAGCGGCUUACUCCCGACCAGUACCGGGCCUGCAUUCGUUCACGCGCCCUUAACGAAGCUUCACAUGCGCAGCUUGGAUUUCUAGCGUUUCGAGAUGAUAUUGCGGCAAACGAAUAUUUGCUAGCGCAAGGUGCCAAACUUAACCAAGAUUCCAAUGCGACCAAAAGUAACCUCAUCCACUCGGAGAACCCUUUGGUGCAAAAUACCACAAUGUACAGCAGAGAUAGUAUAAAGAUUGCUGCAGGAUCGAGUGGGACGCCGAGUAGGGGUGUCAAUGGUAAGAAAGCUACAUGAUCUUUUAUGACACAACAUCAGGAGAGCAUAUGGAGAAUUGAGUUCUAGCAGCGAUGCAUAGCAAGAAAGGAUGUAUCUAUGAUCUUUCUUUGCUUUAACGAUGAUUCCUGAUGUUUAUGAAAGGCUCCAUUUAAUUUAAUCGAUAAGACCAUUUUCCAUGUUUCCGUGAGAAUCAAUUCUUGUAAAGAAUAAGUACGGACAAGGACAGCAGUAGCAAACCAAUGUUAGUUUGUAAAUAAUACUGUACAUAGCGCAACGAAUAAUGAUCACAGUCAAAGCUACAGAUUUUAGGUGAGUUACUUAGUAACUUGGCAGGAUAGCCAUUGGAUUAGAUUUUGGCAAAAGCGUUGCAGAGUUACAAAGUAGUAGGAGAAACGCGAAAGAACCAUCGCGGCAAUAGUAGGAUUUAUGAUCUUUAAAAUUUCUCGUUUUUACUAAUUAAAAGCAAUAAAAUCCCCUCAAUUACAAACAUCAUGACUCCAUAUCGUUAAUACACAAGCAGGUUGACGGAGGAGGGUACGUUUAUGUUAUAAGUUUAAAAGUGUGGAAG